Messenger RNA from Rotaria sp. Silwood2, 1725 nucleotides. The record is from the annotation of a GenBank genome assembly. Lineage: Eukaryota; Metazoa; Rotifera; Eurotatoria; Philodinida; Philodinidae.
AUGUUGGUCACCUCAUCUCAAUCGUCUACACAGCGACCAUUGGGUUUAUCUGUUGAAGAAUUAUUUGCAUUAGAUCGUCAAUAUCGUCGAAUCGAACAACAACAACAUAUAGCACAAUUACAAGCACAAACACGUCUUCAAUCAUCAAAUCUUAAUCGUAUAGCUAGUCGAUCACUUGAUCUUGUUUCAUCACAUCCACUUGCAAAUCUACCUUCACUUGAAAUACAUGGUCAUGGAUAUAUAAAUCGACCACAACCAUCACCACCAUCUAUUCCGAAUUAUUCACGAUCACAUUCAAUAGAUCAUAUGAGAUAUGUACCUCCACCUCCACCACCUCCUAUUAUAAAACAUACAUAUCCACAACGAUCUACAAUAAAUGAUAUCAGACAUCAAUAUUAUCAACCAAAAUUUAGAACUUAUCUACCACAGCCUAUUAUAUCUGCUGGUAAUAUAUCAUCAUCAUCAGGAAAUAGUUUUGUAUAUGAUCCUCCUCCACCAUCAAUUAAUUAUACUGAUAAUCGAGGUUCUUCUAAACUUCGUCGACAACAACCUAUUAAACGUGAAUCAUCACGUCGAAUUGUUGUUCGACCUGUUGUACAACGACGACGUGAACCAUCAUUAAGUUCAUCAUGUGAAUCAUUAGAUGAACGACGUUCAUAUAAUCAUUAUCUUCCAAUUCAAUCAAAUAUUUCUAAUCAAUCUGUACCAUUUACACCAUCAGCUUCAUUAAUAGAAGAUGUGAUUAAUGAUUUAAGUGAAGAAACAAAUAGUUUAGCACGUAAUUUAUCUUAUAAUGACUCAUUAUCUGAUGAUGGUGAUGAAGUAAAUUUAUAUGAAAUGCGUGUACCAAUUGGUAAAACUUAUGAUACAUCAGAUAUAAGUGUACAAUUAGAAGGACUAAAAAUUUUAAUUCAUUGUCAUACAAUUGAACCAACAGAUAAACGUGGAAAUUAUCGUAAACAUCAAUUUAAAACUGAAUUAUUUGUACCUGAUGUUGUUGAUGAUGAAACUAUAGCUGCUUAUUUAACUGAAGAUGGACAAUUAAUUGUUGAAGGAAAAUAUCAUUUAUGGGCAUGGAAAGAAAUUAAAAAAAAGAGACGUAUUGAACAAGAAGAAUUAAAAACUACAUUAUCAUCAACAAAUUCAAAGUUAACAUCGACAAAAGAUAAUGGAGGAGGUUUGGAACAAGACAACAUAUCAUCAUCAUCAUCAUCAUCAUCAUCAUCAUCAUCAUCUACAUUCAACAACAACAGAAUAAUAAAUAAUAAAAUUGAAAAAUUAGAUAAUAAUCGAACUGUGAUUCAUGUUGGUGAAUCAUUAUCAACACAAAAAUGUAAUAAUUCAAAAAAUGUAAACGAUAUUAUUAAUCGUUUUAAUUCAUUGAAAAAUAAUGAUUUAUCAAAUAUAUGGGAUGGACAAUAUUCAUUUAGUAAUGAUUCUCCAUCAAUACUUAUUUAUCAUCUUCGUUUACCAUUUGAAACAUUAACGGAUUCUAUACGUAUUCAAUCGGAUUCACAAUUAAAUAUAUUAAAAAUUUUUAUUGAACAACAAGACAAAAAUGUAUUAGAAGGAGGAGGAGGACAACAACAACAAAAUAAAAUAAUUGUACGUUCAACAUCACGUCUAUGUCGUUUACCACGAGAUCAUACAUAUGAUUAUAAUCGUUUACGUGUUAAUUUUCUUAAUGAUAAUUUUAUUCGCAUUGAAAUACCUACAUUAAAUUGA